Molecule: messenger RNA, 1923 nt
Organism: Colletotrichum graminicola M1.001
Lineage: Eukaryota; Fungi; Ascomycota; Sordariomycetes; Glomerellales; Glomerellaceae
Exons: 2
Coding region: 1-1923 (640 amino acids)
Biological process (GO): MAPK cascade; protein phosphorylation; cellular hyperosmotic response
Molecular function (GO): MAP kinase kinase activity; ATP binding
Source: RefSeq, a predicted model, not a curated record
AUGACGGACCUCAAUACCCCCGACUCAUUCCCUGCCACGCCUGAUGGCUUGGUCGACAGAGAUGGUCUCAGCAGCCCCACGUCGCCCGGUUCCGCCGAUUCUUCCGAGGCUAGCACCCCACUCGAAGGCCCUUCUGAGAACCUCUCAGACUUUCCCAAGCGUGUACCCUCAUUGCGAACAGUCUCCGAUCCGCAAAACAUGACGCCUUCUUCGACGCCCCUUGGCAUGUUGAACAACGCUCGUGGACCACCUGCCCCCGCACGGCCACCUGCUACCGCCUCCAUGAUGAGCAUGGGCAGCGGGCCGAUGAACGAAGUCAUGGCAAGAGCGCGAGCGCUCCACGCUCAGCGCAUGCCAGGUGGCAUGACUGGAGGGCUCCCGGGCAACCUUAAGCUGCCGGAUGGUAUGGCUAGGCCGCCCCCUGGCCACAUGCCUCGAUCCGCUCCUGUCAUUCCGACGAAGCAACCCCCGCUCUCCAAGAGGCGGCCCAUGAUGAGGUUGUCUGACAUGAGUGGUUCCACGCCUACGGCGUCUUCGACACCCAAGCUCUCCGAUAUACAUGGUUCCCAUAACAACGGAGGCGCGCCGAAUGGAACGACAGGGUCCAAGAUGGACGAUUUCAAAAAGUACAUCGACUCUGAGAAGGGCUGGAUCACUUUUGAUGGCGCUGCGACCAUCACCAAAACUGGAGUGAAUUUCGCCAACGGCACCGCCUUCACAAUCUCUUUGGACGAAGUCGAGGUCAUGGACGAACUGGGGAAGGGAAAUUACGGCACUGUUUAUAAAGUCAAGCACACAAAACCAAGGGUACCUCGGUUCGGAACUGGUCUGGGUGGCUUCAAGCCUGGAAGCUUAGGCACUGCGCACUCGGAUCCCUCGCCCAUUAGGAGACCCGACGGACCCCCGGAUUCAUCACCAGUGUCUGCGGCACCAGAAGCCACGUCAGGGAGAGUAAUGGCCAUGAAGGAGAUCCGCUUGGAACUGGAGGAGGCCAAGUUCACAACGAUUUUGAAGGAGCUCGUCAUCUUGCACGAGUGCAUAUCACCUUACAUCAUCGAUUUCUACGGGGCCUUCUUUCAAGAGGGCGCGGUAUACAUGUGCAUUGAGUACAUGGACGGCGGAUCUAUUGACAAGUUGUACGAAGGCGGUAUCCCGGAAGGCGUACUACAAAAGAUCACCUACUCAACGGUAAUGGGCCUCAAGUCGUUGAAGGACGAGCAUAACAUCAUUCACCGAGACGUGAAGCCAACGAACAUCCUGGCCAAUACCAGGGGCCAAGUCAAGAUCUGCGAUUUCGGCGUUAGCGGGAACCUCGUUGCAAGUAUUGCCAAGACCAACAUUGGCUGCCAGAGCUACAUGGCACCCGAAAGAAUAUCAGGAGGUGGAAUGGCUGCUGGCGCCGAUGGCACCUAUAGCGUGCAGAGCGAUAUUUGGAGUUUGGGCUUGACAGUUAUCGAGUGUGCAUUAGGACGGUACCCAUACCCACCUGAGGUAUCGUCGACGAUUUUCAGCCAGCUGAGUGCCAUUGUCGAAGGCGAACCUCCCGGUCUGCCCGAGGAGGGAUACUCUAGUACGGCGCAUGACUUCGUCCGCAAAUGUCUCAACAAGAUUCCCAAGGACCGCCCGACAUACGCAGCACUGCUACAACACCCCUGGAUGGCGCCUUUCUCCAAGAUCGAAACGAUCGCCGAGGAGGCCGAGGAGGGAGAUGAGGCCGAAGCCGUGGCCGAGACUGUUGGCAAACUCUCCCUGUCGUCCGGGACCGAAGAUGAAGAAGUAGCAGAGUGGGUCAAGUCCGUGUUAGAGCGUAAGCGCUCUGGUCUCGUCGCUCCGGCAGCACGGCCAGCACUCCAUGCCGUACCACUGGACAGUGUCAGCCCCUCACCGAGCCCCCUAGCUGGGUCGGGUGGCCAGUUGCAGUAA